Molecule: messenger RNA, 1006 nt
Organism: Drosophila ananassae
Lineage: Eukaryota; Metazoa; Arthropoda; Insecta; Diptera; Drosophilidae
Product: granzyme M
Exons: 2
Coding region: 41-931 (296 amino acids)
Biological process (GO): proteolysis
Molecular function (GO): serine-type endopeptidase activity
Source: RefSeq, a predicted model, not a curated record
AACCAAAUAAUGUCAUUCAAGCGAGGAAUCUUCUGCGGAAAUGUUCUGGGCUUAUCUAGGCGGGAUGGCCCUCUUCCUCUUAGCGUCGGCUGAAAUCGAACCGAUUCAAUCUGCUGAAGGAGCGACUAAUAAUUCUUCAGAGGUUAUGGAUACUAGAUCGGACGAGAAUUCAAUUGACCCAAUCGCCAAAAGGAAUCACAAUCCAAAAUUCCCGUACAUUGUGUCCAUAGGGGCCAAUUCAAAUGGAUACUACAAGCACCUCUGCAUGGGAGUAAUAAUUGCCAAGGAAUUCGUCCUGACCGCUGCACAUUGCAUCAAGCGACCACGUGGGAGCAAGCCCAGAAAAUUAUAUGUGGCUGGUGGCUCUGAUCGUUUGAACAGCUUUUCACAAACGCGUUUCUUUGUGGUUAGUAUUUUGACGCAUCCCCACUUCAAGAUCCUGGGUGGUCACGACAUAGGCAUAGUCCGGGUUUUUCCACGUUUUCCCCUGGACAACGUCCGGUUCCGAGCCAUUAAGUUUCAAAGCAAAGAGCGGCAGGGUGGCGGUCUCAAGGCCUCUCUUCUCGGCUGGGGACGGGUAACCAUAAAAAUGGUGAAGAUUUUGGAGGACCUAAGCUUCCAAACUAUGGACAACGAAGUUUGUUUCCGGAAGCACCGAUUUCGGUUCCUCACCAGCUCAGAAAUAUGUGCCAUGCACUUCAAUGGAUCCAGGGGUGGUUGUGAUGGUGACUCCGGAGGUCCUUUGAUAAAUUUAAAAACGGAAUUUCUUUACGGAUUACUUUCCUACACUAGAAAAGCCUGCCAGCCGAGGACGCCAUAUGCCUUCACAAGGAUAAGCACUCACUCCAAUUGGAUCGAGGAGUCUAUGCCCAAAAUGCUACAAAUAAGGAUCAAUCCUGGAAACUAUACAAAGUGGAAGGACAGACAAUAGUCUUGUGUUCAUUUAAACGACUAUAAUUGUAUUGAAAAAUAAAAGAACAAAAACGCUUUCCAAGUUUUUACAAAA